Molecule: messenger RNA, 1641 nt
Organism: Colossoma macropomum (tambaqui)
Lineage: Eukaryota; Metazoa; Chordata; Actinopteri; Characiformes; Serrasalmidae
Gene: trim35-30
Product: tripartite motif containing 35-30
Exons: 6
Coding region: 84-1502 (472 amino acids)
Molecular function (GO): zinc ion binding; protein binding
Source: RefSeq, a predicted model, not a curated record
AGAGAGCGACACAUAUAGAGGCGUUGAGCUCCUUACUCUCUUGCGGUCCUCACAGAUGUUUGACUGGCUCUAUAGGUGAGAAUAUGGCUUCUAGACCCUCUCUGACUGAGGAGGAUUUCUCCUGCCCCCUGUGCUGUGACAUCUUCAGGGACCCCAUCCUCCUGGCCUGCUCCCACAGCAUGUGUAAGGGCUGCGUGCGCAACUUCUGGGACCAGCGAGGGGCUCUGGAGUGUCCCAUCUGCAGGACUGUCUCCUCCAACUCUGAGCCCCCCACCAACAUCGUGUUGAGGAACAUGUGUGAGGCUGUGCUGAAGGAGAAGAACCGCAGGUUUUCUGUAGAGAUGGAGGGGCUCUGCAGUUUACACCGGGAAGCUCUCACUAUCUUCUGCAGCAUGGAGCAAAGGCCCAUCUGCGCUAAGUGCAAGGACUCCAGUCUGCAUAGCAAGCACUCUUUCUGUUCCAUACAGGACGCAUCUCAAGACCUGAAGGAGGAGCUCCAGAUGAAACUGAAGCCGCUGCAUGAGAAGCUAAGAAUCUUUGAGGACUUCAAACAAUCCUACCUUAAAACGGGAGAGUAUAUUAAAAAGCAGGCCCAACACACAGAGGCUCUGAUAAAGAAGGAGUUUGAGAAGCUUCAUCACUUUCUUUGGGAUGAAGAGGCAGCCAGGAUAUCUGCACUGAGGAAGGUGGAGGAGCAGAGGAGUCAGAUAGUAAAGAAAAAGAUUGAGAAGAUUCAAACACAAAUCUCUUAUAUCUUGGAGACCAUCAAAGCCAUUGAGAAGGAGAUGGGAGGAGAAGACUUGCAAUUUCUGUUGAACUACAGAGCUACACUCGAAAGAACGCAGGCCAAGCUGGACAGUCCAGAGAGGCUCUCUGGAGUGCUGAUCAACGUGACAAAGCACCUGAGCAACCUGGGCUUUCACGUAUCAGAGAAGAUGCAUGGUGUUAUACAGUACACCCCUGUGGUUCUAGACCCCAACACUGCCCAUGCUGACCUUGUAGUGUCCGAUGAUCUUGUCACUGUGGUCUACAGUGGUCAGCAUCAGGAACUUCCUGCUAAUCCAGAGAGGUUUGAGGGUUAUGCGAUGGUCCUGGGCUCUGAGGGCUUUAGCUCAGGCACUCACAGCUGGGAAGUUGAGGUUGGAGAAAACACGUCCUGGGCUGUGGGGGUGAUCUCAGAAUCUGUGUAUAUGCACAGAGAGAAUCUUUCACGCUUUGGCUUGUGGUAUGUAGGUUUCUCUAAUGGUAAAUAUGGGAAAGGAUAUUCUCCAGAGAGCCUGAGCGUGCUGCGGGUUGGUGAGAGAGUCCAGAGGAUCAGAGUUCAGCUGGACUUUGACAAGGGCAGGGUGACUUUCACUGACUCAGGCCGAAAAGCCUGCCUGCACAUUUUCAAACAAACGUUCCAUGAGAGAGUAUUUCCUUACUUUUAUAACCGCUGCAAAUCACAUCCUCUGAGAAUAUUACCAGCAAAGUCUUUAGUGACAGUUGAGAUGCCCGAUUAGAGAUAACAGCAGGCAACAAAAAUUAGUUUCUUAAAUUAAAUUGUCUCAGAUAAAAUGUGUAUUGUACCAUCAAGCUCUUUGAAUAUAAUAAUCUAGGACUACUGUAAACAAAUUUUGGUAUUUUAAAAGAGUAAGUCAA